AUGGAAGCCUUCGUCCACCGCACCAUCUCCGCGGACGGGUCGGUGUGCUCGAGCAACCUCUCCAUAUCCACCACCCAGCUGCUGGAACUAGCCUCCGCAGACUCGCCCUCCAUCAGAAGAAUCGGAUGGCAUAUUAUAGGGGGGAUAUCCAAUGCGGUGGACACGAGAACAUUCGCGUACUUCCCCAUGAACGCGAGCGCCGCCGGGUUCGCGGGGGAGAUGCUGUCCGUCGGCCUCAACGUCGUCCCGUUCGUGUGGGCCGCGUCGCCGGCCGCCGCAGAGCUCGAGGGCGUCGUGAUGGACUGGGUGGGCAGGCUGCUCGGGCUGCCUCAGCGGUUGCUCUUCUCCGGAGGCGGCGGCGGCGUCCUGCAGGGGAGCACGUGCGAGGCCGUGGUGUGCACGCUCGCCGCCGCGCGGGACCGCGCGCUGGCCAGGCUGGGGCACGCGGCCAUCAUGAAGCUGGUGGUCUACGCCUCCGACCAGACGCACGUCACCUUCCAGAAGGGCGCGCGGCUCGUCGGCAUCCCGCCGUCCAACUUCCGCGUCGUCCCGACGUCAGCGGCCUCCGGGUACGGCCUGGCCGCGGACGCCGUGCGCGCCGCGGUCGAUCGCGACGUCGCGCGCGGCCUGGUGCCGCUGUACCUCUGCGCCACUGUGGGCACAACGGGGCUGGGCGUGGUGGACCCCGUGCGCGAGCUCGGGGAGGAGGCGCGGCGCCACGGCAUGUGGCUGCACGUCGACGCCGCGUACGCCGGCAGCGCGGCCAUCUGCCCGGAGUUCCAGGGCUACCUCGACGGCGCCGAGCUCGCCGACUCGGUGAGCAUGAACCCGCACAAGUGGUUCCUCACAAACUCGGACUGCUGCUGCCUGUGGGUCGCGAGCCCCCGUGCCCUCACCUCCGCGCUGUCCACCGACCCGGAGUACCUCAAGAACGUGGGCACAGACGGCACGGGGAACCCGGCCGCCAUAGACUACAAGGACUGGCAGAUCUCCCUGUCGCGCCGGUUCCGCGCCAUCAAGCUCUGGGUGGUGCUGCGGCGCUACGGCGCCGUCGGCCUGCGCGCGCACAUCCGGCGCCACGUCGCGGCGGCCAAGUGGUUCGAGCGGACGGUGGCAGCGGACGAACGGUUCGAGGUGGUGGCGCCGAGGAAGUUCUCGCUGGUGUGCUUCCGCCUCCGGGCGAGCUUCGCAGGGGACGCCGACGACGUGAACCGGGAGCUCCUCGCGGCGGUGAACGCGAGCGGGCGAGCGUUCAUGACGCACUUCGUGGUGGACGGCAAGUUCGUGAUCCGGCUCGCGGUGGGCGGUGCCAUGGCCGAGAUGCAGCACGUCAUGGACGUGUGGGAGCUGCUGCAGGACAAAGCCGAGGAUGUUUUACAGCGCUAUCGACUCUAGGAGGCUCUCAACCUACAGUUUGGCGGAAGCUGAUUGCACGUCCACGCACACAAAUAUUCUUCACUCUAGGCAUUCAACGUUUGUAAC
This is a messenger RNA of Panicum virgatum (switchgrass), 1482 nucleotides long. Its product is annotated as phenylacetaldehyde synthase-like. The coding region runs from base 1 to 1395 and encodes 464 amino acids. Lineage: Eukaryota; Viridiplantae; Streptophyta; Magnoliopsida; Poales; Poaceae. Gene Ontology annotation, molecular function: pyridoxal phosphate binding; carboxy-lyase activity. The transcript is spliced from 2 exons. The record is from RefSeq and is a predicted model, not a curated record. Gene Ontology annotation, biological process: amino acid metabolic process.